Molecule: messenger RNA, 903 nt
Organism: Dermacentor silvarum
Lineage: Eukaryota; Metazoa; Arthropoda; Arachnida; Ixodida; Ixodidae
Product: sentrin-specific protease 7
Exons: 1
Coding region: 1-903 (300 amino acids)
Biological process (GO): protein desumoylation
Cellular component (GO): cytoplasm; nucleus
Molecular function (GO): SUMO-specific endopeptidase activity
Source: RefSeq, a predicted model, not a curated record
AUGAACUCUGUGCCCGUAACUGGGUCUUCGCCGGAGGACGGGGAAGCGAGUGAAAGGUCAACACCUACGGCUACGGCCCAGAAGGCGGAGAUGGAGGCCCAUUUGCCGAGUUCCGAGGUUCUGCUGUUUUACCCGGAACGGACGGUUAGGGGAGCCUUGGAGCUCAGAACACAGGAUGUUGAAAGACUGCUUCCAGGAGUAUGUCUUAAUGACACUCUGAUUGAAUUUGGAUGUAAGUAUAUCGUCCAGGAAGUGGCUGAUGAAGAGCUGUGCCGCUCCACUCACGUCUACAGCCCGCACUUUUACACAAGCCUCGUCGGCGGUCUCGGCGCUUCGGCGUGUACCACGCCGGAGCUGUCAAAAGCAGCGCUACGGCAUGCCCGUGUGAGCAGGUGGACACGCCUAGUGGACGUCUUCGAAAAUGACUACGUAGUAGUCCCUAUCAAUGUUAAGAGCCAUUGGCUUUUGGUGAUAAUUUGUUUCGCAGGUCACGCCCUGCCGCACGAACAGGCCUGCCACGGUAGUUCUGGCUCUUAUAUCCUCUUAUUCGACUCUCUCAGAGGGCACGUCGGAAACCUGGAGGAAAUAGCGUCGCACAUGCGCGACUACCUCACUGAGGAGUGGAAGACGAAGCGAGAGUCGGAGCUAACGUUCACGAAGUUGAACAUGCCGCUAUACGUUCCGCUAACGCCGCAGCAGACUAACAACACGGACUGUGGCGUGUAUGUCCUUUUGAACUUGGAGACAUUCUUCCGCGCUGCACCCAAGCUCGGUGAACCUGUUCAGAUGAACCGACGCUUGUUCACCAUAGAAGACGCGGUACUCAAGAGGGCAGCCAUCAGGGAGAUCAUCAUGGAGCUGCAUGAAAAACAACGUUCCGGGUCGGACUCUUCCAAGUGUUAG